Messenger RNA from Aspergillus piperis CBS 112811, 493 nucleotides. RefSeq lists its product as uncharacterized. The transcript has a single exon. NCBI's taxonomy places the organism in Eukaryota, Fungi, Ascomycota, Eurotiomycetes, Eurotiales, Aspergillaceae. Bases 156 to 461 code for a protein of 101 amino acids. The record is from RefSeq and is a predicted model, not a curated record.
CCGGGGUGAUGUGGAGUGAGCUCAGUGAUUGUCUGCUGAAUAGUCCGAUGAACCACGGAAAUAUACAUAGUUUAUUCUACUUUGGCUGUGCCUGUUCUGCGUUCGUAUGGUAGGUGUGGUUCAUCUUUGGAUAACCUUUAAGCUUACAUUGAGCCAUGUUUUCUGCUGUCUCUGGAAUGGAACCAGAAUCUGAACCUCGGUAUGAUUUUCGACAGGGAUUAUCUAAUUCAAUGAAUCAUAGAUCUUAUGAUCUAGAACUCCUUUACAGGCUUACUUCUUGCCAACACAAUCGAAGUUCUACCUUGGUGGGUGGACAAGCCCCCCUUGUCAUAUUUUGCGGGUAUACGGUUGUCUGCUCUGGUCCCAAGCACCAACAUCCCGAUAUGCAUAAGCUCGCGUUGGUAUUAGAGAAGUUCAGUCGUGCAGGAUACUGCCGUCACUAUCUCCCAUCAUAUAAUUGACACCUAACUAUAGAUUGACUACUGCCUCCUGA